Eubalaena glacialis (North Atlantic right whale) is the source of this 495-nucleotide messenger RNA. RefSeq names its product serpin B13-like. The transcript is spliced from 2 exons. The record is from RefSeq and is a predicted model, not a curated record. Gene Ontology annotation, molecular function: serine-type endopeptidase inhibitor activity. NCBI's taxonomy places the organism in Eukaryota, Metazoa, Chordata, Mammalia, Artiodactyla, Balaenidae. The coding region runs from base 1 to 495 and encodes 164 amino acids.
AUGGAGAACUCAAAGAGCAGGAUGAGUAUGAGGCAGGCAGCCAUCGUGGCGGCAGGGUUGGGCGCUUCACUAGGAGCAGACGGGCAGAUUAUAGAUAAAAUAACUCCCAAGAAAUUAAUAGAAUGGACUAGCCCAGGGCAUAUGGAAGAAAGGCAUAUGAACUUGCACUUGCCGCGCUUUGCAGUGGAGGCUAGUUGUGACCUGGAGGCCGUCCUGACAGCCAUGGGGAUGGAGGAUGCCUUCAGCGAGCAGAAAGCUGACUACAACCCGGGAAUGUCCUCAUGCUCCGGGUUGCAUGCCCACAAGUUCCUGCACAGGCCCUUCUUGGUGGUAACCGAGGAAGGUUCGGAGGCUGCAGCUGCCACCAGUGUGGGCUUAGCUGUCACAUCUGCGCCAGAUUAUGAAAAUUUUCACUGCAAUCACCCUUUCCUGUUCCUCAUCAGGCACAAUGAAUCCAACAGUGUCCUCUUCUUUGGCCGAUUUUCUUCUCCUUAG